CACUGAAUUUCCCCUAAGCCACAAACACACACUGGUCUCUCGACUCUCAUUUCAUUUUCAUUCGCAGAAGCAGAAACGAAAAGAAAAGAAAAGAAAAGGAAAAUCCAACUUUUUGAACUCCCCCUUUCACGAGCUCUUCAGAAAAAGCUAGGGUUUCUCCGCCCCAAAACCCAAGUUUUCAAGGUUGUAUCUCUCUCUUUUCUAUCCACCAGCUCUCGUUCUCUCUCGUUAUUUGAUCCUCCUCUUCAUCUGAUCGAUUCAUUGAUCUUUUGGUGUUCUAGAGACCAGACGCAGCAGCUACUGUUUGUUUCCAAUUUUCCUUCCUUUUUUUUCCCACUCUUUAAAUAAAGAGAAGACAUUAGUUAGUGUAAAGAGAGCACAUUUUGGAAACUUCCAUGUGAAGCAAUUUGCGUUGAAUGUGAUCCAACUAUGCUUUUGACACUUCACUGACUGUAAUUGUAAUUCUAUCACAUGGGAACUCUGUCUCUGUCUCUGUUUCUCUACUCUCUCCUACAAGUGGGUGCUUCAUUUCCUUGAUCUCCUUUUUCUUGGGUAUUUCAUUCCCGAGUAACCCGUGAAUUUUGUGGGUUUUCUUUUUUUUAAUAGGAAAUUGUCCCUAACCUCUCAAGGCUUUUGGGUAAUUUUGAGAGAUUAAGAGCUCUCUCAGGAUGGAAGGCAUUGAUGCUUUUGCUUCGCAUUUUCUAAGAUUCAGGGAAUGUCCUAGCGUUGACAUCGAAGGAUAUUUAUAGCAUUUUUUAUGUUUGAAGAUCGGGGCAUCUCGUCAAGUUUCUGGGUUUAUUUAUUUAGUUGUUUGUAUUUAGUUAGUGAUGGAGGAUAUUGGAUUGGUCAAGCAAGGAUGGAAAUGGCUGCAAACACAGAAAAAUGCCUACUCGCGUGUGAAAAAUGCAGCGUUAUGUUUGAGGGACAAGAUUGGUGUAUUCAUAGAGCGCCAUUGGCCGAUGGUGUGCAGGGGAUUUCUGAGAUUUGGUCAAUUAAUGAGUUUCCUUUUGAUUUGUUGGAAGGACUGCCUUUUAAGGGGUUUCCAGUCAGUUAUCACACUGGGUUCAGCAGCUUUGCUUCUUAUAAUGUGGAGUUGCUUUCUUAGUCUCACUUCAAUGUCUUGUGUGCUUUAUGUCUUGCUUAGUAUGGGAGCUGCAGGAGCUGCUGUUCAGUAUUUGGGUUAUACUCCUGGACUUUUUAUUGUUGGACUCUUUGCUAUUUUAAUUCUGUGGAUGUAUGCUAACUUCUGGAUAACUGGAACAUUGUUUAUAGUUGGAGGUUACCUCUUCUCUCUGAAUCAUGCACGUUUGGUGGUCUUCAUGGCGACUGUAUAUGCUAUUUAUUGUGUGAAAGUUCGAGUUGGAUGGCAUGGUGUUUUUCUAUCAAUAAACCUUACAUUUUUAUCAAAUGAUGCAUUAAAUUAUUUGCUCCAAUGGUGUGAUAAUAUCAAUGAAAGUACACACUUUGAAGAGCAUAAGGAAUCCGAAACAGUUAUGCAAGAUGAGUUUUCUCCGGAGUGUGAAUACUCAGUUCCUACUGAUGAAUCUGAAAAGUUGCAGUCAUGCAAGUCAUCGAGCAAACCAGCUGUUACUUCAUCUGUUAUCAGUAACCAAAAUGAGUCUUCCAAUAGAAAGGUAGUUAGAGAAGAAACAAGCUCUGUUGAUGAGAUAAGAAGGAUAUCAAAUAGUGUAGAUCAUUAUGAAGCACUAGGAUUUCCUCGUCAUAAACGAAUUGAUACUACAAUUUUGAGAAGGGAAUAUCGGAAGAAGGCCAUGCUUGUUCAUCCUGAUAAAAAUAUGGGAAGUCCUUUGGCGAGCGAGUCAUUUAAGAAACUUCAUUGCGCUUAUGAGGUUCUUUCUGAUUCAUUUAAAAAGAGGGACUACGAUGAGCAAUUGAGGAAGGAAGAAUCAAAGACUAGGAGUGUAUGUCAAAAGUCGCACGGUGCUCCUCGUCAGGGCAACCAAGACUAUUGCUCUGAGGAGUCGAGGCGUAUACAAUGCACAAAGUGUGGCAAUUCACAUAUAUGGGUGUGCACCAAUAGGAGCAAGGCAAAGGCCAGAUGGUGUCAGGAUUGCUGCCAAUACCAUCAAGCCAAAGAUGGAGAUGGGUGGGUUGAAUACAAAGGCUCGUUGGUCUUUGAUAGGCCUCAAAAGGUGGAAAUACCCUGUGCUUUUGUCUGUGCUGAAAGCAAAAUCUUUGAUGUGUCAGAAUGGGCUAUUUGUCAGGGAAUGGCAUGUAGGCCUAAUACCCAUAGGCCUAGCUUCCAUGUAAACAUGGUCGGUUUGGAGAAGACGCAACGCUCCAAAUCAAGCAGAUACCCGUGGGAUCUGGAUGCUGAGAUGAUGGAUGAGGAUGAAGAAUUUGAGCUAUGGCUUCAGCAGGCCUUGGCGUCUGGGCUCUUUUGUGAGACCUCCACACGUAGAAAGAGCUGGAGUCCGUUCAAAUUGCAUCAAAAGAAAGGGAAGAAGCAAUGGCGAAGAUCAUCUACUUGAAUGAUUGAAAGGAUUAAUGGAGUACAGAAAUUUUCACGGCCCUUCCAAGUAAAAUGGAACUUUGUUUUAGGUGAUUAGUCUCGAUCAGAUCAACCAAAUGUGGUUUGAUGAUCCCAGCCAAGACAGGUUUACAGGUAAGCUGGCUUUGAGAGCAGCAAAUGUUUAACUAACAUUUCGCCCAUAUUUGAGCAUAUAAAAUCUGAAACCUCAUUGCAAUGUCCGUACAGCAAGGAACCACCCACCCAUCUGAAAAUGAAAAACAAAGAAAAUCAUCUCAAUGAGAUGCAUGUUGGGUGUGUUGUUUUCUCAUCUUCUGUACAUAUUCUUUUCAAUAAAAUUCUCAUUUUGACGCAUAUAA
This is a messenger RNA of Hevea brasiliensis (rubber tree), 2850 nucleotides long. RefSeq lists its product as uncharacterized. Bases 828 to 2492 code for a protein of 554 amino acids. The record is from RefSeq and is a predicted model, not a curated record. The transcript is spliced from 9 exons. NCBI's taxonomy places the organism in Eukaryota, Viridiplantae, Streptophyta, Magnoliopsida, Malpighiales, Euphorbiaceae.